CCAGUAAGUCCACAUUUUGUACUUGUCACACGAUAAUUUCCCCCAAGAAUACUACAUAACGAAGAGAAUAGCCAAAUAAACUAUUAUAAUGAAGAAGAGAAAAAGUGCACCCAAAGUCAAGCCCGUUGCGGAGGCCAUUCUGAGGUUUCCCCUGGUGCCCGAAAGUGAAAUAUUGGAUCGCGAGGCUAAGUAUGUGAGUCGCCUUAAUGAUUUCAGCGUCAGUUCGGAACUAGUAAAGCAUGCUCAUACCGACUUCUACGAUCUGGAGGUUGAGCGGAUGUUCAGGGAGCACUGGGAGCAUCAUCUGCGUUGCGAUGGCCUUCCGCGUCCCUAUCUACCCGUCGAGGUGCGCGAGUUUAUAUCCAAAAUGCGGUUCUACGAUGACUACGAAACCAAAAACUCUAUGGACUGGACUUUGUCGGUGGACGAACGCUCUAUAUUGAAUCAGAACAUAUUCCGGGUGGACAAAACGAGAACAACGAUGAAGCUAACGAAGGAUAAUCCGGGCGAACACUACGACAAGAACGUACAGAUGUGUCUGGACACCUUGAAGGAGAUGGAUGUUAUGCUGGACAACCAGGCUGAGAUGGUGCGAAUGUCCGCCAAAAGACAGUCUGAUGUCAUGGAAGUUUAUACCGAAGUCGAGUUGGAAAUCGAUGAUAUCUUCGAUCGCCUUACAUAUCGAAUAUUGAAUACGCAAGAUGCUUAUAUGGACUCUGAAGAUGGAAGAGUUGCCAAGUGGAGCUACGAAUGUAAGCCCUGGAAAAUAGAUUUGUGGGGCCUGCGCAAUGUCCCAAUAAUAUUUGAGAUGUUGGAAUUGCCAGUUAUGUUGGCCGAGCUGCCGGCCACGGGAGUCGAGGUUCAGAUACCGAAAAGUGUCCUGAAAGAUUGCAUAACUCUGCGCAGUUUGCACACCGAUUUCGAUAACAUCUCCCAGAAUGCCAAGAGCUUCGAGACAUCGGUUUCUGCCUCGGUCAAUUAUCCGACCGCCGGCAUAGUUGAUAUAGAGGAAUCGGUGAUUAAUGAAUGGGUCAUGCAGCAGGAAAUUCAGGAGGAGACCAUGAAUCUAAUGCUGAGCAGGCGAAAGGAGUACGAGGAAAUGAUGGAGCUCAUUGCCGAGAGAACGGAGGCAGCUGCCAAAGCGGCCAAGAAUUCUGAUCCCGAUAAAGUAGUAAAAAUAGUAAUACCAAAGGCCCCGAAAGAACCUCCAGCCGUUCCCCCCGGCAUGUUCCCCGACAUAUACACCGAUUUUCUUAGAAUGGAGGAUAGCCAGUAUUCGGGAUACCUCGAUGAGGUAUAUCACCCAAGGCAUCUGGACAUGCAGCCAUUCGAGAUAAAUCUUAGGGAGCGAAUCAUGCUGGGUGGCAUCUAUGCGAUCAUGUUUGUGCGACGUCCUGAGCAAACGCAAUUUGAGAAGUUCAACAUUGUUUUGCACGAGGAUGGACGGGUUCUUCACACCAUGCCUGAAAUGAAGGCCGAAAUAGAGGGGGAACAGAUACGUAACUCCAAUAUUGCCAGAAGGACCAGGGAGACCUACCGUGGUACCAAGAUCAAGUUGGAAGACGACGAGUUGCCCUAUUUCAUCGUAACCCUGCAAUUGCCCAAGGAUCUAUGUAAGUGGAGUGAGCCCGUGCUUUGUCAUUUCUUAACGGAGCAAGAGAUCAUUUCGCCCGAUUCCAUACGCGAAUCCGUCUGGUUACCCACCAUGCAAAGUACAAUAAGGCAUUCGGAAUAUAAUGAAAGGUUAGAUGGCACCUUCAACCUUGGUAGUCGAGUUUCAGUGGAUUCCGCAAAUAUAUUUCGACCCACAAUUCGGUCCUUUCUCAGACAAAGUAAAGUAGACGUGGCUCAGCCAAACGAAGUUCCGUUGGAGGACUUCCAAUUGGAUAAGGAGUUAAGUCACUUGGAGACGAGAAACCUGGAGAGAUACUGCGUACCCCGCAUUAUUUCGUCGUUUAAGUUCCCUGCAGAUUUUGGCGACGACAAGCGAGAAGGUGGCAGGCCGGGCUUGAAGGCUUUGCUCAAGCGUCAAGAAGUCGAGGAAGUCGUUACUCAGGUUAAGAAGUUAGAUUUCAAUUAUGAUGCCCAGGCGGUUAACCCGGAGAGAAUGUUUCCUCAUUUUCCCACCGUUGAUCCUAUGCAAUAUCCCACACUGGCCGAUGAUCAGGAACCACAGCCUCUUAAUGUCGCCACUGCACUGGGACUUUUAAGAACCUUUGACAGCAUCAAAACGAAAUAUAAGGAAAAGCCCGUUGAGCUAUUGAGUCAGCCGGAUGAGCAAGAUAAAAAGUCAAAGAUUAAGAAAUUAGGCUUGAAGGAGGAUGACGAGGUGCCAGAGGGAGGAAAACGAAAACCAUCUAAGAUUAAUGAAAAAUUACGCGCAAGCGUUAGGAUGGAGAAGCUGGAACGGGGUAGUGGUUCGUCGGAUAAAUCCAAAACUGGAACGGACUCGACGAUUGAGCAGGACGUGACACAUUGGACUACGAAGUACAUUAAAGACGCGACGCUAGAUAAAGAAACCAGCAGAAUCACCUUCAAGACGGAUCGUCUGGGGUAUUUGGGUCUGGCCUUCAAGCGGUACGAGCAUUUUCCCUUUCGCGAAUGGUCAUUGCAGCCAAAUGAGGAAAACCCGGAUGAGAUCAUUCUAAGCGUCGAUACAUUCCAUGUUCGUAUAUUUUUCUAUAUCACAUCCAAGGGCGUUCGGGGUUAUGUGACCGAUUUAACUAAGGGUUAUACGGCCAAGCCAGUUAAAUAUUUAGAGAUUUUAGAGCCGAUAUCAGAUUUUCGCCAAAUGCGCCAGAUGUUUGUCAGCAAGAACAUUAACAUAUUCGCCGAAAACGAUGCUAGUUUCUAUAUAGACAACGGCUACUUUUCUAUGAAGCACGUGGCACUUGAGCUGCACACCUAUAGCAUCAUGGCUCUGCAUUGCAAAUUGAUGAAGUUCUAUCGAUCAAAUUGGAAUCGACUGGCCUCGCGAAGAGAUAUCAUCAUGGGCAUGAAGAUCGCCAAGGAUAACUCGGAUUAUUCCGAGGUAACAAUGCGAAUUACUCCCGAGAAGACCACUUUCGUUCAGAUCUCAGAGAAUUGUUCUGACAAAGUGAAUGUCAUUGUGCUCACAUAUAAUGAGACUUGGCGAAACAUAAGCAACUUCACGGAUCUUCAUCAGGCCAUAAACUCGAUGGUCCCCAAUGCCACUGAAGUGCGCAAUAAGGAUUCCAUUCUUCUGCAUUAUGUGAUGCGCAUGCUGAAAGAGAUAAGGCUAUUAAGCUUUUCGUAAAAUUUCUCUAUAUUUUGUAAAUCCAUACUUGCUAAUCUUCAAUACAAUAAGAAGUUUAAAAAAAGA
This is a messenger RNA of Drosophila biarmipes, 3343 nucleotides long. RefSeq lists its product as uncharacterized. The transcript has 9 exons. Gene Ontology annotation, molecular function: beta-tubulin binding; microtubule binding. The record is from RefSeq and is a predicted model, not a curated record. Bases 89 to 3277 code for a protein of 1062 amino acids. NCBI's taxonomy places the organism in Eukaryota, Metazoa, Arthropoda, Insecta, Diptera, Drosophilidae.